AUGAAGCAUCGGAAGGCAAAGGGACUGCUUGCGCUUCUUGCACUCGGUGGUCCCUCUACUGCAAUCCCAUACACUCCGUCCUCUAUCUUCCUUUCCCCACAACACAAUGACUCCCUCGCGUACAUCCUCCGACCUAGCUCCACCGGCGGAACCGAGUUCGUCUCCCUCAACCUGUCCAGCAGUAUCGACGCCGAGAAUUUAUCCUAUCAAACUUUGCUGAAGAGCACGCCGUUCUACAGUUCUGACCAGAACUCGAGUUUCAUUUCCACCAUCAAUGACCAAGGGUUCAUCACAGUCUACUCGGGCAACUGCCACAGCGCAUCCGAUAAGCCGAUACUAUGGGAGUUCCACCCAAACAGCAAUAGCCCAGUCGGCAAUGGGACUUGGCAAAAACUACCAGUUAUCACCAGCGACGCAAAAACCGCUCCGAACUAUCUGGCGGCGGGGUUUACGUAUUCGGCAUCCCGGAACGAGGACGAGAGCUCCAUGUACGCUUUUGGUGGGAUGUGUCCAUUCGCCAACAGCACGGACGAAACAUGGGUCUCCGCAGCCAACUAUUCGCACUCGACGGUCGUGUUAGGGCCGAGUCCCUACUACAACACCAAGUUCACCGCUGCCACUACUGGCAAGCGCGCACCGCCCAUCGCUGAAGCCGGAAUGGCCGUCGUGCCGCUUCAGCCUACAUAUGCUGCCGGUUCUACGGGGAAACAACAGGAUUUCUUGUUUAUUGGUGGUCAUACUAGGCAGGCGUUCCUCAACAUGUCGCAACUCGCCAUUUUCUCGCUGCCGCAGCAAAGCUGGAGCUUUGUUUCUGCGGUCUCGAAUUUGACGCCAAAGACUGAGCUGACUGUUCGGGAUACGGUUUCUAUCGAGCCUCGUUCCGGUCACACAGCAGUUCUCUCAGAAGAUGGAAAUAAAGUGUUUGUGUUUGGAGGUUGGGUGGGCGAUAUUACUGUCCCUGCUGAGCCGCAGUUUGCAGUUCUGGAUCUUGCGGAAGGGUUUGGUGGAACCACUGAAUGGAUUUGGACAGCACCCUCUUCCGAAGGCUUAGGAAUCACCGAGGGUACUGGCAUCUUCGGACAUGGAGCGGCAAUGCUCCCUGGGGGUGUGAUGAUGAUUUCUGGGGGCUACACUAUCCCGAAAUCGUCUUCGAAACGGGCAUUACCGACUACACAGUCCAACCCGCAGAUCUAUCUCUACAAUGUGACUUCGAGCAGUUGGGUUACUUCUUACAGCAACCCUGCAGCCAGUUCCUCGAAUGCUUUCCCCCAUUCUGGUAAGCUUUCAUCGUCCCAAAAGGCCGGCUUGGGGGUUGGACUGGGCAUUGGAUGCCCUGUUGCUAUAGCCAUUGUUUUAUGUGGAUGGAACUAUCACCGAAAGCGCCGUGGAAAGAGCCAGCGAGACUCGCAGCUACGGGAACUUGCUUUGGGGGCCGAACGAUCUCACUUUUGGGGUCGAGAUUGUCCAACACAAGCAAGCAGUAUUCGGGGCUCAGGAAUGAGCCAAACAAGGGAUGCCCUCGUGUAUCCUUGGUCGGCAAACCGCUGCCAGACGACACAACCCAACUGGAAAGUCCAGGGCGAAGGCAUGGCGGAGAGGACUGGGCUGUUGGUGGACCCUCCCAGUCUAGCCAAAAAUAACCGAUCCCCCAUGAUACCUCCAGUGAGCAAUAGGCCAUUCUCAUAUCGAAACAGCGAAUACCGGUGGAGUGAUGCUACUGGUGAUAUCCACCCUAUUGAUGAACGCGAGGAAGAUGAAGAGAUCCUACGAGAACAUCUCAUGGCAAGCACUCCAGCUGAAACAAGACCCACGGUCAAGACGACGGAGCCCGAAGAUCCCUUCUCAGACACCCCCUACGCAACUCCUCGGAGCACCAUCUUCGGCGUUGGCCUAGGUCCUUUCUACAGCCGGCGAAAGGAUAUUGGAUCUGUGGAUCCCGUGUCCCCGACAAAAAGCGAACAAACAGCCACCAAUCUGUCAGAAACCUCGACAUUCUCCUUUGCAUCCACCCAACCUGUAGGCAAGGUCAAUCAAGCACGAGCUAUCCUUGUCGAUCGACCUCUGAGCUGGGGCAGUGGACACCAGUCACUGGAAUACCUCGCCGCAGGCUCAGUACACAGCGAUCCAGACGGCGUAGCCCCCUCGGAAAACUCUGUUUCGGCGGAUUCCUACUCUACAGCCAGGACAAACAUGUCCCAUCGCCAGUCGGAGAACGAGUCCCUCCUCUUUGAUGCCUUCGACCCCACCACACCCUCAUCACCCUCACCACCCUCAUCCCCUUCAAAACUGCCCCGAGAAUCAAAACCUAAACCUGCCGACUGGGUAAUUAACACCAUGCGCCGAGCCCUGACAAUGACCCGCCGCAGCCCCGACAGCCAGCUAGACUCCGGUGCUAGUACCACUAGCACAGCGCACCGGGCCUCCGGCAUUGACCGCCGCAGCACGCUACUCGGGUCUGACCAACAAUCCACAUGCUCGGGCCCUAGCUCCCCGCGCCGAGCAGUCAGCGCUUCAGCAGAGUUAUUCCGCCGUAAGCAGGGCGCCAAAGACUGGAAUGCGGGUAAACGAGUCUCAGACGAUGUGUUUAACACUGCUCGGUCUACACGCGAUGAUCUUUUCAUCGGCGCGCCAGGAUAUCUGGGCAACGAAGCUGGCUUCGGCGAUGAUGAGGAAGAUGUACAUGAUUGGGACCUAGAGGGUGCCGCUGAGGGCCGACGAGUCCAGAUAACUUUCACGGUUCCUCGAGAGAAACUUCGUGUCGUUAAUGCUACUGCUGGCGAUGUUGAUAGUAUGUCUGAGCGCUCUGUUAGUUGGAGCACAGGGAACCGGAGAGUUAGUACCUAG
Messenger RNA from Penicillium roqueforti, 2844 nucleotides. RefSeq lists its product as uncharacterized. Gene Ontology annotation, molecular function: protein binding. Lineage: Eukaryota; Fungi; Ascomycota; Eurotiomycetes; Eurotiales; Aspergillaceae. The record is from RefSeq and is a predicted model, not a curated record. The transcript has a single exon. The coding region runs from base 1 to 2844 and encodes 947 amino acids.